AUGGAGAAGGGCCCCGACUUCCAUCUCGCCUCUGGCUCAGAGUCGCCAGAGAAAUUCCCAAAUGACUAUAGCGAGGCCAACAAGAUCGAGGCUCGACGAGGCUCCAAGGUCAACGAAGCCACCGAUAUCUUCGGCGACAUCGCCACUGCUGAGGAAUAUGGCUAUGUCUCGCGAGGUCUCAAAUCUCGUCACAUCCAGUUCAUUGCACUCGGCGGCACCAUCGGUACCGGUCUGUUCUUGGGUAUCGGCCGUGCCUUCCUUCAAGCCGGCCCGCUGUCGGUCCUCCUUGGCUAUACCUUCACUGGUCUGGCUGUCUUCGCCAUGAUGAUGUCCCUGGGUGAGAUGGCCACAUGGCUUCCGCUCCCUGGUGCCAUCCCACAAUUCUGCGCUCGUUAUGUCGAUGAUGCCAUGGGCUUUGCUGUUGGCUGGAACAACUGGUACUCCUGCGCCAUCACUCUCUGCGCCGAAAUCUCUGCAGCGUCCAGCGUCAUCCAGUUCUGGCACGGCGCUCGUGACAUCAACGUGGCAGCAUGGAUCUCGAUCAUUAUCGUGCUGGUCUUGGCCCUGAACAUUUUUGCCGUCUCCAUUUACGGUGAAGCCGAGUUCGUCUUCGCCUCCAUCAAGAUCAUCACCAUCCUGGGUCUGCUCAUACUGGCCCUCAUCAUUGAUUGCGGAGGGGUCCCCGGGCAACACCGUCUCGGCUUCCAAUACUGGAACAACCCCGGUGCCAUGAAAGAAUACAUUGCCUCCGGCAGCACUGGUCGUUUCCUCGGUCUCUGGUCCACCCUCGUCAACGCCGCUUUCUCGUACGGUGGUGUCGAAAUGGUGGCCGUUGCCGCUGGUGAGGCUGAGGACCCUCGUCGAAACAUCCCCAAGGCCGUCCGCCGAGUCUUCUGGCGUAUCCUUUUCUUCUACGUCCUGGGCUCUCUGGCAAUCGGCGUCUUGGUCCCGUACAACGACCCCAAUCUUCUGAACGCUCGCAAAAAUGGAGCGCCCGGUGCCGCUCAAUCCCCAUGGGUCAUUGCCAUCAACCGCGCCGGUAUCGAUGCUCUUCCAUCCAUCAUCAACGCUGUCAUCUUGACAUCCGCUUCUUCGUCAGCCAACGCCUUCUUGUACACCGGUUCUCGAUACCUGUACGGUAUUGCGCAAAUUCGUCAAGCACCCCGAUUCCUGCUCAAGUGCACAAAGACCGGUGUCCCGGUGUGGUGUGUACUAGUCACCUGGUCAAUUUCUUUCCUGACCUACAUGUCUUGCUCUUCCGGCUCCAAUACCGUCUUCACGUGGUUCCAGAACUUGACCACAAUCUCGACACUCUUCACGUGGGUCAGCAUCUGCAUUGCUUACCUCCGCUUUUACUAUGCCUGCCAUGCCCAAGGCAUCAACCGCAACGAGUUGCCCUUCAAGUCUCCCUUGCAACCAUAUCUUGGUUACGCCUCUGCAAUCUUCUUCGGCCUGAUCAUCUUCUUCAAUGGCUUUGAUUCCAUUGCAGGGACUUGGGACUACCAGGCUUUUAUCACCGAUUAUAUCGGAGUGCCGAUCUAUUUCGGCCUGUACUUGUUCUGGAGGAUCUUCAAGCGCACGCACUUCCGUAAGGCGGCCGAGGCCGAUCUGUACACGGGCAAGGCCGCGCUGGAUGCCAUAGUGUGGCCUGAACGUAAGCCGAGAAACAUCAUCGAGAGGAUCUGGUUUUGGAUCGCAUAA
Messenger RNA from Fonsecaea erecta, 1701 nucleotides. RefSeq lists its product as hypothetical. The record is from RefSeq and is a predicted model, not a curated record. Gene Ontology annotation, cellular component: membrane. Gene Ontology annotation, molecular function: amino acid transmembrane transporter activity. The transcript is spliced from 2 exons. Bases 1 to 1701 code for a protein of 566 amino acids. Gene Ontology annotation, biological process: amino acid transmembrane transport. Lineage: Eukaryota; Fungi; Ascomycota; Eurotiomycetes; Chaetothyriales; Herpotrichiellaceae.